AGCCGGGAAGCGUCUCUGCCACGUAGAGAGAAGAGCAGCUGCUUGUUUUCUACUGUUGCCCCCCACACACCUGAAGUUGAAGGUGUCAGCAUGCUGGUGGUCGCGCUGAGCUGGCUCUGCUCCUCCGCCCUGGUCUCUGUCAGCGGCGGGAAGCUGCCUGAGGCCGAGCUGAAGACGGAGGUCCUGCACAGACCCUUCAUCUGUCGCAGGAAGUCCAAGUAUGGAGACAUGCUGCUGGUGCAUCACGACGGAUUCUUUGCGAACGGGACCAUGUUUUACUCCAGUCGAAGCCACGGUGACAAGCAACCCAUGUGGUUCACAUUGGGCAUCAGAGAAGCCAUCAAAGGCUGGGACCUGGGCCUGCAGGACAUGUGUGCUGGAGAGAAGAGGAGACUGGUGAUUCCUCCAGCUCUGGCCUAUGGAAAAGAAGGGAAAGGUAAGAUCCCACCUGAGAGCACGCUGACCUUCAUCGUUGAGGUUAUGGAAGUCAGAAACGGGCCGAGGUCACAUGAGUCCUUCCAGGAGAUGGACCUUAACGAUGACUGGAGGCUCUCCAAAGAUGAGGUGAAAGCGUACCUGAGGAAAGAGUUCGAGCGCCACGGCUACCCUCCCAACGACACGCUGCACGAGAACAUGACCGAGGACAUAUUUGCCAAGGAGGACACGAACAAAGACGGCUUCCUUUCCUCGAGAGAGUUCACCUACAAACACGAUGAGCUGUGAUGCGGCUGCAGCUUAUUGUAAAGAUUCUCAUGUUAGAUAAAAUUUUCUAAGUGRCGCGUGGCAGAGCAGUCUGUGGAACUCAGAGCUGAAAUUAAUUUUACAUCAAAGAAAAACAUCAUUUUAGAAAAAUCGCCUCUAUUUUCUAUGGAUUCUAUGUUCAGGAAAUCCCCAACAAGCCUUUAGUCCAACACAAUGAGGGAUUCAGUGAUUUGUGAAAAUGGCUGCAGGUUAAAAAUAAAUGAUGUUUAUCAAUAAAUGACUUUACUUUUUAAA
Molecule: messenger RNA, 996 nt
Organism: Austrofundulus limnaeus
Lineage: Eukaryota; Metazoa; Chordata; Actinopteri; Cyprinodontiformes; Rivulidae
Product: peptidyl-prolyl cis-trans isomerase FKBP14
Exons: 4
Coding region: 91-723 (210 amino acids)
Molecular function (GO): calcium ion binding; peptidyl-prolyl cis-trans isomerase activity
Source: RefSeq, a predicted model, not a curated record